Hyalella azteca is the source of this 865-nucleotide messenger RNA. RefSeq lists its product as uncharacterized. The record is from RefSeq and is a predicted model, not a curated record. The transcript is spliced from 4 exons. NCBI's taxonomy places the organism in Eukaryota, Metazoa, Arthropoda, Malacostraca, Amphipoda, Hyalellidae. Bases 93 to 569 code for a protein of 158 amino acids.
AGGGUACCAGUGCAGAGGACGGUACACCUAUUCAGCAGCAACCUGUGUCGAGAGCACUUGUUUUGAUGCUACCUGCGUGCUAGCGAGUCCAGAUGCUUGCUAGACGAGCCUUCCCUUCUGUUUUGUUGGCUUUUGUUGUCUUCAGACUUUCAGGUGCACAGCUGGAUGAAGAGCGAGGCCGUUUCCUAGGUGCCCUGAGCACCAUCACGCACCUCUCGAUCGUCACCACCACGUCCACCAUCCCUUACACCUGCUACACUUCGUUCGCCACCACCACGUGCGGCAGGAGGAAGAGAUCCCUUGGACAACUCUUACCUCAUGACGGAAGGUUGCCCACUGCCCCAGCACUGAGCGGAUCGCUGUCUGAGGCCGCCCAUGUAGUCCAGACACGCGCGGCGGUGACCGAGGAACACGUCGGGGAAAGAAAAGGACGCUUCGCGGUGACGGUGUGGACUUCAGUAACUACCACGUACACGAUGAUCAUGACGACUACUAACUUGUCGACGACAUAUUCUGUGUCCAUCUUGUGUAGUGUGGCCGGGGCGACGUUCCCUAAUACGUGCGGGUGAUUAAAGGAAGGUAAAGACUGAUGGAGCAAAAUGUGGGCUAGCGAUUUUCGAUUCCAAGUCUAAAUUGAUUGAAUGUAUUUACAUUAAAACACAUUGUUUCAUCGUCCAUUUUUGACGUUUAGAGUGAGUAAUUGUAAUUCAACAUUUACUCGGAUAAUCUAAAAAAUCAUACAUUUUGAAAUAACGCAUAUUUUCGGUUGAAAGGUAAAUUGGCAAGGCAGUAGAUUAAAAUUCAAUCAACAAGAAAAUCUCAACAUUUCGCUACCAAAUUCAAGGCAAAUAAAAUGCAUUUCGAA